GGCCCCGUGGGCGCAAAAUCUAGCAUUUCUUAUACGGUAGCCAUGGCUUAGGUUGGGAGCUCCGCGAAACGAUCGAUCGAUCGAGGCGCGAGAGAGGAUGUUCUCGCUCUUGUAUGGAUUGUGGAAGUAUCUCUUCAGCAAGGCGGAGUUCCACGUUUUGAUCCUCGGCAUUGACAAGGCGGGGAAGACUACAUUGCUGGAGAAGCUUAAGACUAUCUACUCGGAUUUCGAGGGCCUCCCGCCGGAUCGAAUCGUCCCUACUGUCGGCCUCAAUAUCGGCCGUGUGGAAGCUUACAAGUCGAAGCUUAUUUUUUGGGAUCUAGGAGGACAGCUAGGCUUGCGCACGAUCUGGGAGAAAUAUUUCGAAGAAGCUCAUGCGAUUGUUUUCGUCGUGGAUGCUGCAAACCAUGCUCGAUUUGACGACGCAAAGUCUGCUCUUGAGAAAGCUCUGAGGCACAAGGAUUUGCAAGACGCACCAUUGCUCAUUUUUGCCAACAAACAGGACGUACAAGGAGCUGUAACAGCGGACGAACUCACCACAUUCUUGGACUUGAAAGAAAUCGACGAGAGACCUUCGUUUGUGAAAGAAAUCUCCGCUUAUGACGGGACUGGCAUCAGAGACGGGGUAAUGUGGCUUGUUGAAGAGAUGAAGCGAAGCAAGCGUUCAGAGAUGCUUAGGCAGCACUCAGAUAUUAAUGUGGUUGUGUAAAAAUUUUUCUUAUCUGAAAAUAAGUUAUUCGUAUCAGAA
Messenger RNA from Selaginella moellendorffii, 748 nucleotides. RefSeq names its product ADP-ribosylation factor-related protein 1. NCBI's taxonomy places the organism in Eukaryota, Viridiplantae, Streptophyta, Lycopodiopsida, Selaginellales, Selaginellaceae. The record is from RefSeq and is a predicted model, not a curated record. The coding region runs from base 98 to 709 and encodes 203 amino acids. The transcript is spliced from 6 exons. Gene Ontology annotation, biological process: protein localization to organelle; intracellular protein transport; Golgi to plasma membrane protein transport. Gene Ontology annotation, molecular function: GTPase activity; GTP binding. Gene Ontology annotation, cellular component: Golgi apparatus.